UAAGAAAAAUACAUUUCAAAGAAUUCUCUGUACGCCCAAGGGCGCGCAAGGACUUUUUUUUUCUUCGUGGAAACACUUGGACUCAGCAUUGACUCCAUAGAUUGUGAAGUUCACCAUAAAUGGCUUCACUUUUGUCCCGCUGCUGUUGUGCUACAAUCUUUAAACAUGUGUGACAGAAGCGUGCCAUGUGAUUGCAGGCCUCUCCCAGUCCUCAUGCAGACAGCUGCUGUCCUGAUGACAGUGCACAUACAGACCCCUCUAAGCCAUUUAAACUUUAAAGAUCCUCCAGAGGAGGUUGUGAGUGUGCGAGAGAGUCGCCCCUUCAGUCUCUAUUUUGGUCGCUUCUCCAGAAGAUCUGGCGGUUUGAAACAAGCAGACAGUCUCUUAAGUCCUUCCAAGUUUUCCAGAAAUCCUGAGGCCUUUUAUUUGAGUCACAAUGGGAGCGUUUAUCGCCAAGAUGUUGCUGCCCACCAUCAGCAGUUUGGUGUUCCUGCCUGCAGCCAGUGUUGCCGCCAAAAGGGGUUUCCACAUGGAGGCCAUGGUCUAUUUCUUCACAAUGUUCUUCAUAGCGAUUUACCAUGCAUGUGAUGGUCCAGGCUUGUCCAUUCUCUGUUUCAUGAAGUAUGAGAUCCUGGAGUACUUCAGCGUGUAUGGCACAGCUAUCUCCAUGUGGGUCACGCUACUAGCACUGGGAGAUUUCGAUGAACCCAAGAGGUCUUCGCUCACCAUGUUUGGGGUGUUGACAUCAGCUGUGAGAAUCUACCAGGACCGCUUAGGCUACGGCAUCUACUCGGGCCCCAUUGGAACAGCUGUCUUUAUGAUAACAGUCAAAUGGUUACAAAAAAUGAAGGAAAAAAAAGGCCUUUAUCCAGACAAAAGUGUUUACACUCAACAAGUGGGGCCAGGGUUCUGCUUCGGCGCUCUUGCUUUGAUGCUUCGCUUCUAUUUCGAGGAGUGGGACUACGCUUAUGUCCACAGUUUCUACCAUGUGUCACUGGCUGUGUCCUUCAUUCUGCUGCUGCCCAAGAAGAACCGUUAUGCCGGGACAGGACGCAACGCAGCCAAACUCAACUGCUACACCCUCUGUUGCUGUGUAUGAUGCAUCUUUUUAUCUGAGCGAAGCUGUAGAGGUGAUCCUCACCCUGAAAGCCACUUUAAGAUGGCAAACAGUCUCAUAGUGAGCA
Onychostoma macrolepis is the source of this 1184-nucleotide messenger RNA. It is a transcript of the gene mymk, whose product is annotated as myomaker, myoblast fusion factor. The transcript has 5 exons. Gene Ontology annotation, cellular component: plasma membrane. The record is from RefSeq and is a predicted model, not a curated record. The coding region runs from base 437 to 1099 and encodes 220 amino acids. NCBI's taxonomy places the organism in Eukaryota, Metazoa, Chordata, Actinopteri, Cypriniformes, Cyprinidae.